UAAAACUUUAAAGAACAUGUAUCACGUGACGAAUGAAUUAUUGAUAAAUAUCAGGGGUUAAUUUUUGUCUUGUUAUGUCUACACAUUGACGGACUUUCUUCCAACUGAAAACUUCAGCGCACGGAUUUCAAUAUAUUUGCAGAGAAAAACUUUUGUUUGAUGAGAUAGUGUGGAAGUGUAGUAUAAAGAGGGGAAAAGUCAAAACUGUCAACAGAUUCAAAAGGACCAUCAAAAUUGAUAAUCGUCAUUAGAAGAUCUAGCAAAAAGAUGUCCGGAGAGAAUGGUCAAGGUUCUGGGAAUAACAGAAACGGGGAUAAUGACAGUUCUCCACAGAACGACCCUGAUACAGAAAUUAGAAGAACGGAGGAAUUAAUUAAAGAAAAGGAGAAAUCCAUCGAAGGUCUUAACGAAGACAUAAUAAAAGCUCAUGAAAAAUUGAGGACUGUUGAAGAAAGCACAAUAUCAAAACAGAAAGAAUUUAAAUCGUUAUCAGAUAAGGUAAAAACACAAGAGAGUUCAUUGAAGUCAUGUAAUGACCAAUUAGUCAGUGCUAAAACAGUACUUACCCAAACCACUGAAAGACACAAACGAGUAGCAGACGAGCUUGCACGAUUAGACGAAACCCAUUCUCUCAACAGACGUUUACAACAGAUGUUGACCAAGGAGAACAAAACAAAUGAGACAAAGCAACAGGAGUUAAACGCACUAAUUGUAAAUAACACUUCAAUAGAGGCAGAUCGAAGACAAAAAGAGGAAAAGAUAGCACAACUGACGAUAGAAUUGUGUCAUGUUCGUGAGAGUCACGAGAAAUAUAAGAAACAAAUAGAAACUGCAUUAGGUAAUCUACAAAGCAAACUACAACUUCAAGAAAGAACCAUCAAAAUAAAGGAAGAUGAUGCCAAAUCUAAAAUGUUGCAGAUUAAUAAGUUACAAGAAAAUAAACAGCAGUUGGAAGGUCAAAUACUACAGCUCACCAUGGCUUUCAGACAGAAGGAAAUGGAUUUACAAAAAGAAUCCUCAGAACAUCAGCAAACACAUUUACAGCUUUUACAACAAUUUGAAGAAGGGAUGCGGUUAAAUUCCCAGUUAGAAUCCAAGGAAAAGGAACUAGAAGUUUUGCAAGAUGAGGUAGCAAAGGUUAAUAUUAAAGCAAGGGAACUUACUAUAAAAUAUCAUGAAUUACCAGAGAAAGAAGUACAGUUUAGAAGGAUAGAGGAAAGUAGCAAUUAUCUUCGAGAAGAAAAUGCUGAACUUCUGGAGCAAAUUAAAGAUGCUAAACGUUUGCAGUCACUAGUGUCAGGUCUCAGAGAACAAAAUGAAUCAUAUUUCAAGGAUAAGGAAUCAUUCCGAGAAAGAAAUAAAGUUAUGGAGGAAAAAUACAGAGAAAUUUUACAACAGUAUGGUCAACAAAUGGGAGAAUCGCAAACUUUUAUGGGACAAAAAGUUAGUUUAAAGACACAACUUAAGCAGAAGAGUGAUGAAGUGAACGCUUUGGCCAACAAACUUAAAGAACUUUUUGGGAAAGUGCAAUAUCUAGAAACAGCUUUAACAGAGUCUCAAAGGGAAUUAUGGGAAGCAAGAUCUCUUUUCCGUCCACAGACAGUAACCGACACCUUUGGUAACUUGGGAAAUUUGAAUGCAUAUACGCAUUCAUACAAUAGAACAAUAGCACAAAAUGAUUCAGGAUAUGCAGACCAUUCCCUUAGUCAUUCCAUGGAAGGAAGAACGAACAAUAAUGGUACACCUUGAAGAUUUGAUGGAUUUGGAGUUGAUAAGGGUCAAAGAAUUUGAAAUUUUAUUCAAAUAUUAUAUCAAAAUGGAAAUUGAUUUUAUGAUAAUAUUCUAAUAAAAAAUAAAGUCGUACGUUAUAUAUGUA
Molecule: messenger RNA, 1876 nt
Organism: Mytilus californianus (California mussel)
Lineage: Eukaryota; Metazoa; Mollusca; Bivalvia; Mytilida; Mytilidae
Product: CAP-Gly domain-containing linker protein 1-like
Exons: 20
Coding region: 268-1749 (493 amino acids)
Source: RefSeq, a predicted model, not a curated record